GUUGGGGGGAUGCUGGGCCCAGAGCAGCGCCGGGUGACCGACCGGGUGACCGGCAGGAGUAGGGCCUGCGGCGCGGAGGACGCGGGCGCCGUCAUCGUCUCUGCCGGACACCCUCCGGGACACGGGAGCGGAGCGCUAUGGCCUCGGCGCUCAGCUAUGUCUCCAAGUUCAAGUCCUUCGUGAUCUUGUUCAUCACCCCGCUACUGCUGCUGCCACUCGUCAUUCUGAUGCCCGCCAAGUUUGUCAGGUGCGCCUACGUCAUCAUCCUCAUGGCCAUUUACUGGUGCACAGAAGUCAUCCCUCUGGCAGUCACCUCCCUCCUGCCCGCCGUGCUCUUCCCGCUCCUGAAGAUCCUGGACUCCAAGCAGGUGAGCAUCCCCCGCCCCAGCCCCUCUCAGAGCCACCUAGGCCCCAGGGGGGAGACACAGACCACCUGCCUGACCGUCCGUCUCUGCGCUGAGGGGCCCCCAUGGGCGACAUGUGGUCUUCUCACCUAUCCUGUGGUGGGGUGGCCGAGGUGGGCCUCACAGGCCCCAUGCUGUCCCCAGGUAUGUGUCCAGUACAUGAAGGACACCAACAUGCUGUUCCUGGGUGGCCUCAUCAUGGCCGCGGCCGUGGAGCAUUGGAAUCUGCACAAGAGGAUAGCGCUGCGCACGCUCCUCUGGGUGGGAGCCAAGCCUGCACAGCUGAUGCUGGGCUUCAUGGGCGUCACGGCCUUUCUCUCCAUGUGGAUCAGCAACACGGCCACCACGGCCAUGAUGGUGCCCAUCGUGGAGGCCAUGCUGCAGCAGAUGCAGGCCACCAGCCCAGCCACAGAGGCCGGCCUGGGGGCCCUGGAGCUGUCGGACAAGAACAAGGCUGGAGAGCUGCCAGGGAGCCAAGUGACCUUUGAAGGCCCCUCUGAGGUGCAGCAGGCCGACUGCGACAGGAGGCGCAUAUGCAAGGCCAUGACUCUGUGCGUGUGCUACGCGGCCAGCAUCGGGGGCACUGCCACGCUGACUGGGACGGGACCCAACAUGGUGCUUCUGGGCCAGAUGCACGAGCUAUUUCCUGCCAGCAAGGACGUGGUGAACUUUGCCUCAUGGUUCAGCUUUGCCUUCCCCAACAUGGUGGCAAUGCUGCUGCUGGCGUGGCUAUGGCUUCAGUGUGUCUACAUGAGGUCCAGUUUUAGGAAGUUCUGGGGCUGCGGGCUGCAGAGCAGGAACCACGAGAAGGUAGCCUAUGAGGUGCUGCGGGAGGAGUACCGGAAGCUGGGGUCCUUCUCCUUCGCCGAGGCCAACGUCCUGCUCUGCUUCCUCCUGAUGGUCGGCCUGUGGUUCUCCCGGGACCCUGGCUUCAUGCCCGGCUGGGUGUCCCUGGCCUGGGAGGACGGCAAGACCAAGUACGCAACUGACGCCACCGUGGCUGCCUUUGUGGCCACCCUACUGUUCAUCAUGCCUUCCCAGAGGCCCCAGUUCAACUUCCGCAGCCAGACGGAGGAGGAACGUAAAGCUCCGUUUUAUCCUCCUGCACUGCUGACCUGGAAGGUGACCCAGGAGAAGGUGCCCUGGGGCAUUGUGCUGCUGCUGGGAGGCGGCUUCGCACUGGCCAAAGGAUGUGAGGCCUCGGGGCUAUCAGAAUGGAUGGGGAAGCAGAUGGAGCCCUUGCACUCUGUGCCCCCCGCAGCCAUCACCCUGAUCCUGUCCCUGCUCGUCGCUGCGUUCACCGAGUGCACAAGCAACGUGGCCACCACCACCUUGUUCCUGCCCAUCUUUGCCUCCAUGUCACGGUCCAUCGGCCUCAACCCGCUGUACGUUAUGCUGCCCUGCACUCUGAGCGCAUCCUUUGCCUUCAUGCUGCCCGUGGCCACCCCACCCAACGCCAUUGUCUUCACCUACGGACACCUCAAGGUUUCUGACAUGAUGAAGACAGGACUCAUCAUGAACGUAAUCGGAGUCUUCUGUGCCUUUCUGGCCAUCAACACCUGGGGACGGGUCAUAUUUGACCUGGACCGUUUCCCUGCCUGGGCCAACGUGACGAAUAUCGAGACCUAGGGAAGAGCCCUGUGACCGCCGAGUAUAGCGCCCCCGCCCUCCAAGGAGCCCCACACCUUCCCGCACACCUUGCAGCAGAGUCUUGGGGUCCACUCCCCAGAGUGGCCCAGUGAUGCCCACACCCCCACGGAGACUGAACCCAAUGGGCCGCCUCCUCCUGCAGGCCCAUGCCCAGCAUGGGGAGUGGGGGAUGGGCGGCGGCUGGGCAGAAGAGCAGGGAGCCCCUUGGGAUGCUGGGGGGAUGUCUGCUUUUCCCCAGGGUUGGGAGGGGGGCUCCUGCCAGCCCCAAGCUGGGCUCUGCUGUCCACCCACCGAGGCCCACAGUCGUCGGUGGAGUGGGGGUUGGAUCCCAGCUCAGGAAGCAAGAGAACAGCGGCCACCGAGAGCCUGUGCCUCCCCCAGCUCUCUGUGGCCCCAUCCCAUCUCUCUCAUUACUUGACAGGGGACACCCCCCCCAAGGGGCAGGCUGUCUGGUCCCAGGCAGCUUCCCACUGCUGGGGUCCGAGCCUCCUGGAGCCGCAGGGAGCACAGUGCUACCCUCGAAGGCUGACACUGGGGCUGCUGACUUCUGGAUGCUGCGGCCCACAGCUCCACGCCGGCUGACAUGCUCUGUUGUGAGGGACGACAUGUACCCCUCCACUGUCGGGGCCAUCGGGUGGCCAUCGGGGCUGUCGGCUCCUGCCUGGGGCCCUCCAGCGCCCUUACUUCCCCCAAGUGGCUGGGCUGGGGUCACAUUCCUUGUGUGGGCAGUGAUGGCUGCUCUGGGGCCCCCCAGCGGCAGGUGCAGAGUGGACACAGCUGUGCAUGGCAGAGCCAGAGCGGGGCCGCCAGAGCUGGUCGUGCUGGGGCUCGGGCUCCCCUCAUUGCCAGGCUUUGGCAGCCAUGCCUGGCGGUAACAUGGCUUCGCCGAGAACGAGCCGCGCUCGGCGGCCCCCGGGCAGUGUGGCUGCGGGGACGCCCGCCCCUGCCUACCAAUGCCUUACCUGUCCUCCUGGGGCUGCUCUGAAGGCCACGCAGGAGCAGGAACACAUCAGGUUCAUUGGUGGCACUUGUCAGGGCCGGAGGACAUCGGGGCUCAAGGAAAGGCCCCCCGAGGACUAGGGUGGGAUGGUUCCCCUGGCCCAUGGGACACACUGGGCCUGGCUCUCUGCCGUGCAGCAGGCAGUGGCAGGUGCCUGAGCGAACACGUGCUCAGGGCCCACCUCCUAUCCAUGCUGCUCCCCCUGGUCCUCACAGCAGCCCCAUGAUGUGGGCUCAUGCUCUGAGGACACAGAGGCCCCAACAGGCUGAGCUGUUACAGGAUCGUUGUUGCCCUCACACCCAUGGGUUUUGGUCGCGGCCAUCUGGGAGUGAAAACGUGGGGAGGGGAGGGGAGUGGGCAGCAGGGCAGGCAUCCUGGGUGAUGACACGAGGCCCCUGGGGAUGGAGGGAACCUGAGCACGUGGCCCCCUCGGCAUUCAGGGUUUUAGAAGCUCCUUUGAGGAGCUGUCUGGGGCCGUCCAAGAGUGGGCCCCGUGGAUCAGCCACUGAGUGUGCUCGUUGGGCCCCUGAUCACACUCCUAUGUCCCCAGCGGGGGCCUCUCCGUGUGCAGAUGGCCUCUGGGCCAACCUCUGGACACUGACCCCUCCAUUCCUAACACUGACCCUCACAUCACAGCUCGUUGUUUAGCUUCAGGGACGUCUUGGCAAAGUUGCUCCCGCAGAGGCCAUGAGAUGGGAUGCUGCUGUGGUGUCGUCUGCACCGUCCAGUUCCCUGUGUCCUCGGGGGGACCCUGGCCCUGGUGACCCGUGUGUCCUUUUAACACCUAACCAAGUCAUGUGUCCAGACUUGUACAUUAAGUGAGUGGCUGUGACAACUCCAAGUAGACUUUCCACCCUCGCACCCGCUGCUCCUUGUGUACCCACCAAGGGCCUUGUGCACAGGCUGGCGAGGGGCCAUGAUCCCACCUACCCCAAGGCCUGUGUGCUCAGGGAGGAGCCCCUGCAGAUGUGGGCUCGGGGACUGUGGGCAUCUGGCCCUCCCCUCGGAGGAGCCGGCCCGCUCCCGCUGUGGAUGUCUGUCAGUGCCCGAGGACCCGUGCUGCCUACCUCUCUGGGGCGGGGAUGCCAGCUAACCCCGAGUGGCCCACAGCGGGUGUGCAGGGAACAGGACUGAGCCAUCACUGUGGUCGUGAGUGAGGUCAUGAUGGCCACCAUCCAGGGUGCUGGCAGAGGGUGGGGGGGUCCGGAGAGCAGACUGCCAGCCCAAGGACUCGGACCACAGGCUCUUUCCAAACAGCUUCUCCUAAAGCCACUGCUGCUCUGACCGUUAUGGCAGAUGGGGACGGUGUGUGGCUGCAGGUGAUGGCGGUGCGAGCGUCUGGGUGUUCACGGUCAGCGGGACAGGGAGUCUGAGGUCCGCAGGGUCCUGAGGGCACUGAGCUCGAGCUGUGUGCACAUGCAGAUCUACACCAGAGGCAGCCGGAAGGGUUCCCUCCUUUCAGGACAGCAAACGCCUUCUCUGGAGGCCAACUGUCUGCCCUGUGUGUGUAUCUGGCCAGUACUUUGUCCUUAGCCACUGGCUGGCUGGUGGUGCGCAAGAGGUGAUCCCAGCACUAUUGCCACGGGCCCAUCAGGAUGCAUCUCCUGGGCUCGGCGAGUUGGCCUGUCUGUUGAAACCAGGAAACAUUCUACCCCCAAACCUAGAGAAAUGUGGGGGUGCUGCUGGGUGGGCAAUGUGCAAGGCACGGGCUCCUGGCGGGGCCUCAGCUUCUAUCAGGAAGGGUCCCCAGGCUGGCCUGGUGUGGAGUCAGUUCCCUGGCCUCUAUCUGGGCUCAGUUGUUUGCCGGAAGCCCUCCCACACCUUCUCCCCCGUUGAUGUUGUGCCUCUAAUGUCUUGGAAGGAGGUUGUGCCCAAGACCCCGUCCUCUCCUCUGAGCACCUGGCUCAGGUGGCUGAGGUCAGCUAGGGUCGUGAUCCUGUGACCAGGACUACUCUCCAAGCUGCGCUGCCAGUGAUAGAGGAACCCCACCAGGGUCACAAGUGAUGCCAGAAAUCCUCAUCCUCGGCCCUGGAACUGGGUGUCUCGCUGACGUUCUGAGCCCAGACCCUCCUUAGGGGAGGAUCCAGGUUCUUGCUUCCCUGGCCAGCCUGCCCAGAUGGCCACGUCCACCCCGGAGACACAGGCUGCCCCCGGCUGCCUGCCACCCGCCAGCGCUGACGGCCCAGGGCAGACGAACAUCGGGACUCAGCUUCUGAGACAUGGCGAGUUUUUAUAUUUAAAAAGUGAACACUGUUAACCCAGCAUGAGAAAUUCCAUGGGCACAAAGCCACUUCAAGAGGCCCCCAGCGGUUCCAGAAUGGGAUUUGCUGGCAGCAUCUUUCUUGUCCUUCCAGAAACAGCCCGUCUGCACGAGCUUCUCCUGUAGACAUGCAUCCUCUCCAUCACACAGGGGCUGCGUCCUGCACGAAGCACCCAUCCAUGUUUCCGCCCCUCCCCUUAAUUUAUUUGGAGAAUGUUCCAUUUCAGGACAUGUGAAUUUUGACUCUUUUCUCAUCCAAUAGCCUGUUUUAUUUUUAAAUUGAGGUAACGUGAAAAUCCAGCCAACUGCGCGGGUUGUGAGCACACUGUUCCAUGCAUCGCUCACAACUGUGUGCAGCUUGUGAGCGACACCCACCCCCGCCUGUCCCCCGUCCCCAUCUCCUCCUCCCUCCCUGUGCUCCCCCCCCCCCUCUGGCCACCACUGUUCCCCUAAACCUCUGCAUCUGCUGAACAAAAUGCUUGUGAUGUUUGUUCCUUCGCAAUUGUUGCUAAGCGGCUCCUAGGGCACGGCCGCGGUCUGGCCGCUCCCCCUGGGUGGCCUUGAGGGGUGUUCCGGUCUGGGGCUGGCCUGAAUAAAGCUGUGUUCUCUCUGCA
Canis lupus familiaris (dog) is the source of this 5928-nucleotide messenger RNA. It is a transcript of the gene SLC13A5, whose product is annotated as solute carrier family 13 member 5. The transcript has 12 exons. Bases 138 to 2033 code for a protein of 631 amino acids. Gene Ontology annotation, molecular function: citrate transmembrane transporter activity; succinate transmembrane transporter activity; sodium:dicarboxylate symporter activity. Gene Ontology annotation, cellular component: membrane. Lineage: Eukaryota; Metazoa; Chordata; Mammalia; Carnivora; Canidae. Gene Ontology annotation, biological process: citrate transport; monoatomic anion transmembrane transport. The record is from RefSeq and is a predicted model, not a curated record.